UUUUUUGCAACAAGGAGAGAGGAUCACAAGAACCGGAUCAAUAAUUUUAUCCAAUAAUGGAGGAUAUGAAUUCUGGUUAUUUGAGUCCUAAAGAGCCAUUGUUGAAUGUUAAUGAGAGUUGUGGACCGAGUGGAGGUAACACGUACCACUCACUAAGGACUGGAUUUUUAUCAAGAUUGCCCGAUAAGGUUCGGACUGUUCUUGAUCUCGAAUCUUCUUUUCACUUUAAUGUCUCUAAAACUAAAGGGCUUAGCAAAGAUGAAAAGGAGUACUAUGAAAAACAAUUUGCGACGUUAAAAUCCUUCCAGGAAGUUGAUACUUUGAUGACAACUGAUACGAUCGAUGAAGAAGAUGAUGAAGAACAAGUGCAGGCUGAAAAGGCUAUGAAGAUCUCUAAUUAUGCCAACAUUGUGCUUUUGGUGUUUAAGAUUUAUGCUACAAUAAGGACAGGAUCCAUAGCAAUUGCUGCCUCCACAUUAGAUUCUUUGCUUGAUCUCAUGGCUGGUGGGAUACUCUGGUUCACUCACAUAUCGAUGAAAAACAUAAAUAUCUACAAGUACCCUAUUGGAAAAUUAAGGAUGCAACCAGUGGGAAUAAUCAUCUUUGCUGCUGUCAUGGCCACACUUGGUUUUCAGAUUUUGGUCCUAGCUGCUGAAGAAUUAAUUGAAGAUGAAACACAUAAGAAGAUGUCUUCAAAUCAACUGUUAUGGCUUUACAUAAUCAUGAUAGCUGCUUCUGUGGUGAAACUGGCACUUUGGAUUUACUGUAGAAGCUCAGGAAAUAGUAUAGUUCGUGCCUAUGCAAAGGAUCACUAUUUUGAUGUGGUGACGAAUGUGGUAGGAUUAGUUGCCGCUGUUCUUGGGGAUAAAUACUACUGGUGGAUUGACCCUGCUGGUGCUAUUCUUCUAGCUGUUUACACAAUUACAAAUUGGUCUGGAACUGUCAUUGAAAAUGCAGUUUCUCUUGUUGGGCAAACAGCUCCACCUGAAGUCUUGCAGAAAUUGACAUAUCUUGUCACAAGGCACCCUCAAGUCAAGCGUGUAGACACAGUCCGUGCUUAUACCUUUGGUGUUCUUUAUUUUGUAGAGGUUGACAUUGAACUUCCAGAGGAACUGCCUCUAAAGGAAGCACAUGCUAUUGGAGAGACAUUGCAGGACAAGAUUGAAAAACUCCCGGAAGUUGAGCGGGCAUUUGUUCAUCUUGAUUUCGAAUGCGAACACAAACCAGAGCACUCUGUUCUCAGCAGGUUACCCAACAGUUAGCCUUGAUCUAUAUAACAUCAUGUGUAAAUUGCACACUGCCGUUGAUUUCAUUUGUGUCAUUUACUGUUACAUAUUUGGGAUCCAGUGUGUCACUUUCACUGCGAAUCUGUUUAGUCUGAGAGCCCUGGUUUUGUACAGGUGGUACUUGUAGUGUAUUAAACAGAGCAACUCUUUGUUUUCUUGCAAGGCAGCUAGGUUGAUACAUGAAAGUUAUGUUGUUGUACAUUUUUGGUCGGCAUGCUUUGGCUGAUGGUUGUGGCACUUUCAUUGUGCCCUUCGACGCUUUCUGUUUUUUUACUCUCUUCAAACAGUAAAAGCCCAAACUUUGUUAUGAAA
Populus trichocarpa (black cottonwood) is the source of this 1598-nucleotide messenger RNA. RefSeq names its product metal tolerance protein 4. The transcript has 7 exons. Gene Ontology annotation, molecular function: manganese ion transmembrane transporter activity. The record is from RefSeq and is a predicted model, not a curated record. Gene Ontology annotation, cellular component: membrane. Gene Ontology annotation, biological process: monoatomic cation transport; transmembrane transport. Bases 57 to 1262 code for a protein of 401 amino acids. NCBI's taxonomy places the organism in Eukaryota, Viridiplantae, Streptophyta, Magnoliopsida, Malpighiales, Salicaceae.